This is a messenger RNA of Lolium rigidum, 588 nucleotides long. Its product is annotated as auxin-induced in root cultures protein 12-like. The record is from RefSeq and is a predicted model, not a curated record. The transcript has a single exon. The coding region runs from base 1 to 588 and encodes 195 amino acids. Lineage: Eukaryota; Viridiplantae; Streptophyta; Magnoliopsida; Poales; Poaceae.
AUGGCGAGGCCAGGCCACAGGGCGUCGCUCCUCCUCGUCCUAGCCGUAGCCACCUCCGUGCUGCUGCUCGCGGCCGGCGCCACGGCCCAGGGCUGCGCGAACGCCACGUUCCCGGCGGGCCGGUCGUUCGAGCGGUGCGACACCCUACCCGUGCUCGGCGCCAGCCUGCACUGGACGUACCACGCCGGGAACGGCACCGCGGAGCUCGCGUUCCGCGCGCCGUCAGGCAGCGGCGGGUGGGUGGCCUGGGGCAUCAACACCGCCGGCGCCGGCAUGGCCGGCAGCAGCGUGUUCGUCGCCUCGCAGAACGCCGGCGGCGCCGUGUCCGUGCUCACCACGGUCCUGGAGAGCACGUCCCCUAGCCUGAAGAACGGCACCCUCAAGUUCGACGUGCCGGUGCCGCCCACCGCCGAGUACGCGGGAGGCGCCUACACGAUAUACGUCACGGUGGCGCUGCCGGGGAACUCCACGACGCAGAACACGGUGUGGCAGUCCGGCCCGCUCAGCAGCGCUGGGGCCAUAUUGCCGCACCCGAUGUCAGGAGCGAACUUGCACAGCGUCAAGAAGCAGGAUUUCCUGUCCGGCUAG